Molecule: messenger RNA, 1926 nt
Organism: Selaginella moellendorffii
Lineage: Eukaryota; Viridiplantae; Streptophyta; Lycopodiopsida; Selaginellales; Selaginellaceae
Exons: 12
Coding region: 198-1898 (566 amino acids)
Source: RefSeq, a predicted model, not a curated record
ACUUUUGGCAAUUGCCGCAAAAGACCACGCAUGAUCUUGGGAAGAAAGAGUGUCGAAGAGCUCAAAACGUCAGUGCAAGUCAGUCAACCUAAGUCAAUGAAAGUCAAUAUAAAACCUCAAGGAUAAAGGAGCGCCAAAAUCGUCAUCGGACGGCUCUGGAUUUAGCCCUAGAUAGCAUCUGUGCCGUCCAUCGCUCCAUGGCGAUGGUCUGCGCGAGCGGUGUGUUUGAUCCCAGGGGAGAGCGCGCAAUGCGAGCGAGGGAUUUGUUUUGCUGUGGCCAUCGCCAUCGCAGCAGCAGGAGGAGAGAGAUUCGCGGCUUCUGCGCUGCGGCGGCGAGGAUUUUGGUCCCUGUGGAGGAGUGCAUCGAAAGAAUGAGGGACGCUCUAGGGAUUGAGAAUGUGGAGGGCGAAUGCGCUGAUAAAUUCAUCACAAUGACAGGGAAGCAAUGGUUUAUGGAUAUGAAAGGCGACUACAAAUUUACUUGGUGCGCGGAUGGUCGCUUCCAUGAGAGAUUUAAAGGCGAGCAUUUCACUGUGGAAUGGGCUCACGAUGGAAGAAACACUUGGUACGCUGAUUUUGCUGGUCGAGUGACGAAACUCCAGCUUGAUAGCCUCGAGCUUUGUUUGCUCACCGCUUGGAUCCGCAAUGGCUACUGGCUCACGGCGGAAGGACAGGAAAAACUAAGCAUCAAGCACAGGACCGACGCUGGGGACUUGCCGGUUGCUGUGAAUCCUCGCAUGCAAAUUUUGGAUGUGAAGAUAAAGGAGUUUGACAAGGUGGUGGCCAGUGUGGUUGUGGACAGUGUCUCCUUUCUACCUUCGCGGCUGGUUGCUAAAGUCUGCGGAGAAAUAGAGUCGUGGGGCUACUCGGACUGGCAAACUUUAGAGCCUGAGUGCAAGUGCCAAGUUCCUCUGUCGGUUGCCCAUGUCACCAGCUCAGGUUCUAUCGAUUCCAUUUUCGUCUCGUGUUCGAAAGUUGGAAGUAAUGAAGAUAGUUCCGUGUUUGCACUGCCUUCGUCGCGUUUCUUACCUCGAGACGGCGUGUAUCCUCAUGCAGAAUUUGACGCUGGGGUGUCUCCUAAUGUCAAGCUCUUUGGAUGUGAAAGUGGGCACUGCUUGGUUCGACCACUUGUUGAUGGUCAGGAUAUUGGAUACUUCCUCUUGGACACAGGGGCCAGUGGGCUUAUGAUCGACGCUAACAAGACAAGAGAACUUGGCAUGGAAGGAUUUGGAGAAGUUCAUUUGCUAGGUGUUGAAACUCGGGUAAGAAGCAGGUUUGUGAGAGGAAAACAAUUCCAGAUAGGUGGCUUGAAGAUUGUGAACCCCAUCUACAUUGAAACUUCGGCCCGAGGCGUCGGAGAAACAGCCGAAGCGAUUGUUGGAGUUUGCGGCUUCGACCUUUUCUUCCACUGCGUCAUUGAGAUGUCCGUGAGCAAAGGCUUGCUGUGCGUUUUCGAUCCGGCAUCAUACGUACCCUCAAGUAAUCUACAAUGGCAGGAGAUGAUUCUUCUGGACAACCUGCCUUACGUACCAGCGAAAAUCAACGGCCGUCAAGUUCUACUUCUACUGGACACUGGUGCUGGCGGAGCCGAUGUAAUUCUCCACGCAAGAGCAGCACGAGAGUAUUUUCCAGGCAUUGAUGAGCGCUUGCAAUGUGGAAGUGUGAAGGAAUCAAGCAGUGGAGGUGGAGGCCUUGUGGCUGGCACUGGAGAGAUCCAAACUCUUGAAUUUGGAGGGUUCGUUUUCGAGAAUCUGGAGGCCUUAUUCUUGAGGUACAAGGUUGGGAAUCUGGAUGUCUCCCAAUACACGGCUGGUCUCUUGUGUGGCCGGUUGCUAAAGACGUGUUUAAUUGUGCUUGACUACCAAAACUCUAGAUUUGGAUUAUUAAGCUGGAAAUAAUAUCUUAUUUUUAUUUGGACGUGAAAAA